UAGUAUGUCACCUGUGCUUUGCUAAACAACUAGAGCAAUUCGCAAGUUCUUUGAGGAACAUUGAAUGGUAUUGUGUUAAAAACCUAUAAAUCUAGUUAAUUGUGUGUUAAAUCAAACCUUACACAUCAUUUCCAUCAAGUAUUUAUUCUAUUUUCGUCAUGCAUUCCUUGAAUGAGGCUCAGUUUAUUGUAAACUUGGGUGGCUCAUGCAUGGAAAUUAUAGGUCUGAAUCGCUAGAUCGGUUUGUGAGUGCCCCUUCCGCCAUCUUUUUAUGGCUGUUUUUCACUAUUUCGUCGAUUGUAAUUAAUUAAUUACGCCAAUAUGACCUCGCAAUUGAUUUGUGACAAGUGUUGAACAGUGUACUUAGGGACUUAGUUGCUAAAAGUGACCAGAAAAUUUCGGAUACCGACAAAAAGUUUUCAGAUGGGGUUUGAGGCGGUACUGGCGGGAUGACCGACAGCCGUUGGAUUUCAGGAGGAGGAGUGGGCUUGAAGAUGGAACACCACUUCCAGACAGCCUUAGAUCCUCGCAAGCAGGAACUACUCGAAGCACGCUUCUUGGGAGCUCGGAUGUCAGCUGGUUCUCAAAUUCAGAUGGCUCCGCAAUCAGGUCUACCCACUGCCCAAGUCCUACAUAGCCAGGAUUCCAAUAUGAGCACUGGUUCCAGCGACAAGGAACAAGACUGCACGGGUGGUACGCCCGAAAAACACCUCCCCCACCCUCAUCCGCCUCUCCCUCUUCGCGAAAGUGGAGGCGGACGGAAACGAAAGAGAAAGGCAACGGAUGACGGAGGAGGAGGAGGACUGAUAAAAGGGGUGGGAGGAGGAGGAGGACUGAUAAAGGGUGUGGGAGGAGGACAGGGCGGAGGAGGUGGAGGUGGAGGAGGAGGAAUGGCUCAGCAGAGGUUGUUGGCUGCCGCUGAUACUAAAAAGAUCAACGAUUAUUUUGUCAAACACCCUGGCAGCAGUCCGUUGAGGAAUAUUGGUGGUGCCAAAUCACCAUCACCAGGCGGCCCUGUUGGUCCGCCCCAAUACCCCUCUCCCUACCCACCACCGGGCGGAGCCUCGGUAGGAGGAGGCGUGGCCAGCCGGGAUGUCACGCCCACUUCGGGUGUGGUCACGCCCACUGUUGGCGGAGACUACUCCCACCACCAUCACCAGCUAAUGCAGCCGCCUAGGCAUAUGCCGCUGGUCACCAAGCACUCACAGACUGAGUUCACGUGUCAGCGGAUUGCUGAGCUGGAGACGCAGGCCACCUCAGGUCUUGAGUUGAGGAAUAAUCGCAUUGAUGAACUGAGCAGGACAACGGAAGAACUGAGGCACCAGCUGAGUAGCCAGCAGAAGGCGCUGGAGCAGUCAAAGCGAGACAUCAGCAAAUGCAUCGAUGUCGUCAAGAAGCUGCUCAUCGAGAAGUCGAACAUCGAGAAGAAAGAGGCCAGACAACGAUGCAUGCAGAACAGGCUUAGGUUGGGUCAGUUUGUGACACAGAGAGUGGGUGCCACCUUUCAGGAGAACUGGACUGAUGGAUAUGCCUUCCAGGAGUUGAGCAGGUCACAAGAAGAAAUCACAUCGGAACGUGAGGAGAUUGACCGCCAGAAGAAGCUUUUGACAAAGAAGCGGCCAACAAACAGUGAGAGCGGUCGCAAGCGGGCGCCAAGCAACUCGUCGUCGGCUCAGAGUGGUGGGGCGGGGGGAGGGGCUGGUGGAGUGGGCGGAGGCGGCACGAGUCUGGGAGGAGGAGUGGGAGGUCCCUGUUCGGGCACCACUUGUGUGGUGGGUGGGGCUGCUGGACAGGUUGGCAACACUGGCCCAGGUGCAGGAAACUCGAACUCAGUGGGAGGAGGCGGAGCCUCAUCAGCGGUGGGAGGUGUGGCCGGUGUGGGAGGGGUCGGAGUAGGGGUAGGAGGCGGCGGAGUCAACAGCGGGACGGGGGGAGGAGUGGGAGGACCUGGGGGCGGGGCUUCGGGCGGAGGAGGCGGAGCUAAUGCGUUGCAUAAUGGCGGCACUGAAGCGACCACAUUCUUGAAACCGGACGUUCUGCCCGGGUUGACGGUGCAGGAGUACUAUGAGGCUGAUGAGAUACUCAAGUUGAGACAAAGUGCGCUAAAGAAGGAGGAUGCCGAUUUGCAGCUUGAGAUGGAGAAAUUGGAGAGAGAGCGUAACUUGCACAUCAGAGAGCUGAAGAGGAUUCAUAAUGAGGACCAGUCACGGUUCAACAACCACGCAGUGCUGCAUGACAGAUAUCUCCUUCUCAUGCUCUUGGGCAAGGGAGGCUUCAGUGAAGUCCACAAGGCUUUCGAUUUGAAGGAGCAGCGCUAUGUGGCAUGUAAAGUACAUCAACUAAACAAGGACUGGAAGGAGGAUAAAAAGGCUAACUACAUAAAACACGCGAUUAGAGAAUACAACAUCCACAAAGCGCUAGACCAUCCCCGAGUGGUGAAACUGUACGAUGUAUUCGAAAUAGACCCCAACUCCUUCUGUACCGUAUUAGAGUAUUGUGAUGGACACGAUCUCGACUUCUAUCUCAAACAGCACAAAACAAUAGCGGAACGUGAGGCGCGCUCUAUCGUGAUGCAGGUGGUCUCGGCUCUCAAGUACCUGAACGAGAUCAAGCCACCGGUCAUCCAUUACGACCUCAAGCCGGGCAACAUCCUUCUAACAGAGGGCAACGUGUGUGGCGAAAUUAAGAUCACCGAUUUCGGUCUCAGCAAGGUGAUGGACGAGGAAAACUACAAUCCAGACCACGGCAUGGACCUGACGUCACAGGGAGCUGGCACCUACUGGUAUCUGCCGCCCGAGUGCUUUGUGGUGGGCAAGUCGCCGCCAAAGAUAUCCAGCAAGGUCGAUGUGUGGAGUGUCGGCGUCAUAUUCUAUCAGUGUCUCUAUGGCAAGAAGCCGUUUGGCCACAACCAAUCACAAGCGACCAUACUGGAAGAGAACACAAUUCUGAAGGCAACCGAAGUGCAGUUUGCUGCCAAGCCUACUGUCAGCAACGAGGCAAAGGGCUUCAUCCGGUGUUGUCUAGCCUACCGCAAAGAGGACCGCAUUGAUGUGUUUGCACUGUCACGUCACGAGUACCUCCAGCCACCAAUGCCCAAACAUGGCCGUCAGGCUAGCAACCAGCAACAACAACAUCACCAACAACAAGCACAACAACAGGCGGCCCAACAACAGAACACACCGUUCAGCACCGGAAUGUUUGCUGGCAUGAAUGCAUCCUCCUCAUCGUAGUCCUUGUCAUCGGGCGGUGUUCAAGCAGCGAUGACGUCAUCAAGGCGCCACCAACACCAUCAGGAAGAUGUAACCGUUGUUGUUACAUCGGCGUUGAUGACGUCAGUUGGUCCCCCGGGUCGGAUUGUGUCCACUGUUGGCCCUCCGGGCCGGACUCUGUCAUCAGUUGGUGGACCUCAGACCCGGAUCUCAACACAGGUUGGCCGGAUCUCGACGCCGGCACCUCCAAGCCGGACCACUGCUGGAGCAUCGCCCCACAUGACUACCAUUACGUCAUCAGCUGGUGCUCAUGUGACGUCACGCAUGAUGACAACAACUGCAGCGUCAGCUACACCGAAGCGUGUCACACGUGGACGCCGCAGCACGACCUCAAAGAAGGACACAAUUGUUGUCAAGUUUGCUGCCAACAAUGUGAAUUAGGUGGGAAGGAAGUUGUUUUGGGAUGCCCCUUGUAAACUGCAGCAAACUAUGUGAAAUGGGAUGCUCCUUGAUAUUAUGACAGGAAAGGGGGGGUGAUUUUAGCAGGAAAUGACAUUCAGGAUGUGAAGAUUGCUUUGAAUUUUAUUGUUGAGUAUAAUCCAAGUGGGUUAUUCUGUGCAUGAAUUGGAAAGUGCAUAGUUUGGGAAAUUGGGAUAUGCUCUCAUGUUUGUUGAAAUGUAAGUAAGUUGUGGUGAACCAAUCUAGUCCCAAAGACAAUGAUUUGGGUGGGAUAAGUGUGCUAUUGUUAAUAUUGUGAUUGCAUUCUAGGUAGAUACAUUUUGGAUGCACCUAGUAUUUGGGGAGGGGGGAUAAUUUUUGAUUACGCUUUGUGAGCUGAAGUGUUUUGUGAUUUGUGAUGGAGUUUGGACUAAUAAUUGAAAUUUGAAAGUAGUGUUGUUAUGAAAGAAUUGAAUAAUAAAGGCCAACUCAAUUGGGACAUAACUUUUGAGAUGCACCUUGUAUGAAUUGAAGAGUUCAGGUAACUCGUUUUAGAUAGAAUACGCUUUUCUUUUUUUGAACUGAAUUUAGCUAACUGUGCACUAUUUUUAGUGCUUCAUUAUAUGGUGUUACAAUAAUAUUGGAGAAUUUGCUGAUUCUUGUUUGUUCUAAAACUUGAUACAGAAUUAAUUUCUGUAUUUUGUUUAUUCGAACCUUACUUAUGAAACAUGCCUCAUAAAUAUUAGAAACAAUGUUGUUUUGACUGCCUUCAGUUGAAACAGCACUGACUGACAUAUAAAAAUAGGUAGAUUGAAUGGGAUGAAACGUUGGCAAAAGAUGUGUUUGGAAAAAUUUAACCAAAUUAAGUCUGCGAUAUUGUUUGAAUGAACGAACUUUACAAGAGUUGAACUAAAAAUUUAAGAAAGAAUUUGUUGACAGACUGCAAGAUACAAAUUGUAGGUUUGUAUCAAGAUUUCUGGAGAUACAAAAGUGAGUUUUGAAUUGAAAUUGAGUUAAGUGAAACUUUCAACAUUGGUUGGAGGCAUUGAUAUUAUUAAUAAACUAAGCUGACAGAAAUUAAUAUCACUAUUGACUCUCCAGGAUACAAAACUUGGGUUUCUUGUAUCUUGUAUUGAUACAGAAUUGAGUUUUAUGGCUGGAUUCUGUGGAUACAAACUGGGUUUUGUAGCUUUUCUUGAUACAGAACUCAGUUUUGUAUCUAGUUUUCGUGGAUACUAUCCGAGUUUUGUAUCUUAUUUCUGAUACAGAAUAGAAUUAUGUAUCUUGCUUUCUGUAUGAGUUCCUUGAGCUUAGAAAAAAUGAGGUUCCUCGGAUUGGGAUAAAUUUGACUAGACUGAGCCCUGUAACGUCUUUUGUAUUCUAUCGAUUAAUUUAAGACUUGUUUUGGUCGGAUAAUUUUUAGGUAAUAAUUAAUGGUUUCCAGUAAACAAUUUCGACAAAAUAUUAAUAUUUAGUGAAUCUUUGGCAAAUGUUAGGUAACUUGUGACAAUUUGACUCACUCUUUUGGUCUUGAAUUGAUUUUUUUGAAAUUUUAGUCUAAGAACUGGUUUAUUUUUAGUAAAUAACUUGAGGGAAAAAUUAUUAUUCCAAUAGAAAAAACUCUUAAUUUAUUAAUAACUGAAGCUAAUAUUGAAAGUCAAAUAUUGAGAUAAAUUUUGCAUGUUAAAAUGAUAAAAAUGGAAGUUAUUGGUUUGUUUAAAACAGUUCAUUGAAUUGUUUUGAAGUUUAGGUUUAUGAAAUAAUUCUUCACUGAAACUUUUUUAAAUUAGUAAUAAUUGACUAAACUGAUUACUCUUGGCCAGUUUUCUAGAAAAU
Messenger RNA from Nilaparvata lugens (brown planthopper), 5482 nucleotides. RefSeq names its product serine/threonine-protein kinase tousled-like 2 (gene Tlk). Gene Ontology annotation, cellular component: nucleus. Bases 449 to 3229 code for a protein of 926 amino acids. Gene Ontology annotation, molecular function: ATP binding; protein serine/threonine kinase activity. Lineage: Eukaryota; Metazoa; Arthropoda; Insecta; Hemiptera; Delphacidae. The transcript has 18 exons. The record is from RefSeq and is a predicted model, not a curated record. Gene Ontology annotation, biological process: chromosome segregation; peptidyl-serine phosphorylation; intracellular signal transduction.